This is a messenger RNA of Carassius gibelio (silver crucian carp), 1519 nucleotides long. RefSeq lists its product as uncharacterized. The record is from RefSeq and is a predicted model, not a curated record. Lineage: Eukaryota; Metazoa; Chordata; Actinopteri; Cypriniformes; Cyprinidae. The transcript has 2 exons. The coding region runs from base 306 to 1190 and encodes 294 amino acids.
CCUUUCACACAUACAGAAGUUUCCGGAAAAUUACCGGUAAAUUGUCAUAAAGAGAUCAUGUGUGAACACAAUCUUUUCAAAAAUACCGGUAAAUUCGUUCAGGCAAUUUAACGGUGUGAGAAGUUGUAACAUUACCAGUACAUUUCCGGAAUUCUGCUGUGUGUGAACGCAGAAGGAAAAUUACCGGUAUAAGCACGUACGCGUUCAGAACGUGGUGACGUAUGACGCCUAUUCAGGGCCAACCAUAACAAUCAGACGCAGGAGGUGACGCAUUCACUCCGCAUUUGUUUACCAAAAUAAAAGAAAUGUCAUCCAACUGGAGUGACAGUGAAAUUAAAGCGCUUCUCUUUAUCCGUGCGGAUGAAGAAAUUUGUCGUAAUCUUAGAGGAACUGUUAGUGAUGCAGUAACAUAUGAUAAAAUUACUAACCGUCUCCGUGAGCAAGGCAUCCACAGGACAAAAAGUCAGGUCAUCAGUAAAUUGAAAACAUUACGCCUUAAAUAUAUGAAAAUUAACGAUCAUCAUAAACAAAGUGGCAAUGGAAGAAUAACUUGGAUGUAUCAUGAGCUUUGUCAAUCCAUUUGGGGAUCCAGUCAUUCCGCAAAUCCCGUUGCUCUGACUGGUAGUUUGAAUUUUGAGGGACCCCAAUCUGGCGUUGCUAAGGACGCGUGUGAUGGCAGCACGUCAAGUCAGUCAGUCGACACAGAGGCACCAACUUGUAAUGCAGAACUAACUGAUGAGGUUACAGGUUUCACUCAGCCACCAAGGAAGAAGUCAAAAAAAAACAAAGAUCACAUGAUUGACUCCAUAGCUACAGUGCUACAAACUAUGGAAACAACAUUCAGAGAGCAAGAAGCACUCCGUAUACAGGAGCAAAGAGAGUAUGAAGAAAGGUUGCACAAAGAGGCAAAGGAAGAGCAGAAGGAGGAAAGGGCAAGCAUGAUGGCGAUGUGGAAGGAAAUGAUGGAGUUCCAAGGAAACCUCUUAAAGGACAUUAUGACGCGCCCACCCCCAACAACGUCUCUUCCUCUGAAUCCACAUUACCAACAACAUAAUCAUCACAGCCAACACUUCUCUUUUCCAAGCCCUAGCACUAGCUACAUGGCACCAUACCGCCCACCAGAUCAAGAUGCAGAGGCCUCACUCCAUCCUCAAUUCAAGUCUUCGUUCUUAGAAGAUCUGCAAGACUAGACUAAAAUAAAAUAAAACAGUUCACUUCAAAUUUUAGAAAAAAUAUGCUUUAAUUGUACAUGUUAGGAAUUACAAGUGUUAGUGUUCCUGGUGUUUUUGCAAACCAAGUGUAUUCUGUGCACUACGAUAAGUAUUUGUUCAUAUUAAUAAGUAUACAUGUUAAUAUUUUGUUUUGAUAAUAUUUAAAUGUAUUUAUAUAUAUGAAUUUGUGUUAAUUGUAUGAUUUUUUUAAACAAUAAUACAUUAAUAAAAUGUUAAAAUGUUAUGUUUUAUGCCUUGACCCUAGUUAAUACAAUUUUAAGGCAAAAAUAAACUGUCCCCUUAAGAAA